CUGCUACGGAUGUAAGUUGGUUUCCGGAAGUGCUCACUCAGCCCGGCUAAAACAGAAAGCGAGGCUGGUAUGGGUGAGUCUCCGCGCAGCAUCUUCUCUUCUCGGGGCUAGAGAAGUUGAGAUCGGGCUCAGAAUCGGGCGUGGGAAGAAAGAGCAGCCUAAUUUUCGAAGCGGCUCAACCAGAAUUACUCAGUUUAGUAGGAAAACAACCUGAUCCUAUAUAUAUUUAGUCGGAAGUUUGUAAAUUGUAGUUAAGAAUAAUACUUUGACAGUUGGAUUCGAUGGGGCUUCCUCUCAAAUAAGCAUGACUUCCAGCCAAAUCGAUUUAACCGGAGACCCUUCGGGUCAAGCUCUAAAAGGCGCGGCUCGCUAUCCACUUAAAUCGACUCGCUUGCAAUUUGAACUGCCUCGGUCCCUUUUUGUGAUUUUCGCCAAGUGGCUUUAAGCGUGCAAGCGCGCUUGCUUGAGAGUUUUUGUAGAUCGGCAGCGUCCGCCCCCCUAAUCUACAGAAAGCUAGUUUGUUUCUUUGCGUAGGCCGAAAGGAAGUCGCCUGAACGAAUCGGGGCGUUCAGCUCUACCCUCCUUGACUGCACCGAGUCCCGAUCCUGCCAGAAUCCCAGUCUCUCUCAGUGCCACGAGGACUGGCCUCGUUAGAGAGGGUGCCGGUUGCCCGUUUGCCUGAUCUUUUCCGACGCAAUGCACAUACCACGCUUUCUCCAGCCUCAGCCACGCGAACCAAGCCCCUGCCUUACAAGUGUGUGCAGUCCAUGGAAUAGGUCUACUAUGGUAAUUAUUUUUCAUCUAGAUAAUAUGCAGAAUACCAUGAAGGCUGUCUUUGAAGCAGUAAUUCUAGGAAAGCCUGCUGUUUACACUGAUAGUGGUGAAAGAAGUUAAUAAUUUGGCUAAUUGCGGUUGAAAGUUUGACAGCGGAUGACAACUCAAAUGAUCCCCUAUAGAGAGAUUUAAACAUCAAGAGGUUGUAUAUUUUUGCUUCCACAGAAGCUCUAGCAACUGAGAAAUGAAGAUGGAACAUGGAUGAAAUAAUUUCAUAGGACUUCAUUAUGGAUAUAGACUUCAAAGACUAUAAUAACAGAACGCUAAUCAAGGAGAACAGCUCUGCUCCUUCAAAAAGUUCCAAUUUUCCUUCAUGGGAAGACUAUAAGGACAGUGUAGAUGACAUACAGUACUUUCUGAUUGGGCUUUACACUUUGAUAAGUCUUGCUGGCUUUAUGGGAAACCUGCUUAUUCUCAUGGCUUUAAUGAACUGCAAGCAAAAAACAAUAAUCAGCUUCCUCAUUGGGAAUUUAGCCUUUUCAGACAUUUUAGUGGUGGUAUUUUGUUCUCCCUUCACUUUGAUAUCUGUUCUGCUUGAUCAGUGGAUGUUUGGCAAAUUGAUGUGCCACGUGAUUCCUUUCCUCCAGUGUGUGUCCGUCCUGGUGUCUACUUGGAUGUUAAUUUCUAUUGCUGUGGUCAGAUACCGUUUGAUACGCCACCCUCUUUCUAACAACCUGACACUGAAGCAUGGUUUUUACCUCAUUUUGGCCAUUUGGACCCUUGGUCUAGCCAUUUGUUCCCCUCUGCCUGUUUUCUACAAGAUUGAAGAUCUUCCUGAAGCUCUUCAUCUAGGCGCUCUGAAAAGCAAGCACUUAUGUGUCGAAUCAUGGCCAUCUGGUUGGUACAGAAUUGCUUUCACUAUUUCCUUAUUACUCAUGCAGUACAUCUUGCCUUUGGUUUGUUUAACCAUAAGUCACACCAGAGUCUGCAAGUCUGUAAGUUCCAGAUUGUCAGGCAAAGAAAACAAACUGAAAGAGAAUGAGAUGAUCAAUUUAACACUUCAGGCAUCCAAGAGCCAUGGGACUCAGGCACAGCUCUCCGACUCAGAGAGGAGGGAUUAUAGUUUUGUUAGGAAACACCGAAGGAGGUAUGGAAAAAAGACAGCUAGUGUGAUGCCAACAGUUUUAAGGCAACAUCGGAAUGAUACUUCUGAUGACCUCCCAGAAAUCCCAGGUACAGGAAGGAGUCAGCUUUCUUCAUCCAGCAAAUUCAUACCAGGAAUACCCAUUUGUUUUGAGGUAAAACCUGAGGAGAAUUAUGAAGUCCAGGAUGGGAUGACAGUAGCUCAAACCCCCACUCGGAUAAAGAAAAGGUCCCGAAAGGUUUUCUGCCGACUGACCGUGCUGAUCAUAGUUUUUGCAGUCAGUUGGAUGCCCCUUCAUGUUUUUCAGGUUGUAACCGAUUUUAAUGGCAAUCUCAUCUCCAAUAAGCAUUUUAAAUUGGUCUAUUGUGUUUGUCACUUGCUGGGUAUGAUGUCCUGCUGUUUAAAUCCCAUUUUAUAUGGAUUCCUUAACAAUGGCAUAAAAGCUGAUUUGAUGGCCCUUAUUCCAUGCUUACAAAUAUUAUGAUGCCGCCCUACAAAUUAACAAUAAGAUGCAAGACAAAUAAGAUGCCCACAAAUUCACUGAACUGUGAAAUGUCUCAUCUGGCUGCUUGUGCAAAAGUAUUGUGGUUAGUAACAGUUGCUCAUGUCAUUAGUAACAAUUGUAAGAAUGGUUAACUCAGUGGCUGAAUGAUCCAAUGCAAAUGAAGAUAUGUCAGACGUCAAGGUUUGAGUAGUCAGUCCAGCUUAAUUUCAUCAUUCCCUUUAUGAAAAUGUACAGGCCAGGCAUUUAUAUCAUGUGUUGGGGAUAUCUGUUUUACAAGAGACAACUGUUUUAAUGUAUAGAAGAAAUAUAAAAGUAAAAUUUAUUAUUCUCAUUAUAUACAUAAAUGCAAGAUCCUGUUCAACAAAGUUCCAAAGUUGCUUCAGCUGUAUCUGAAAAGAUCUAUCGCAAACCUUUCUAACAAAUGGUAAAAAUCAUCAAUUGCCAUGAGACAUUCAAUAAAUUACUAUUUUUUGCUAAUAUUAUUUAAAAUGAACCACAUCUUCAAGACUAGAUUUAAAAUAAAAUAAAAUAAAAUGU
Messenger RNA from Hemicordylus capensis (graceful crag lizard), 2960 nucleotides. It is a transcript of the gene NPY5R, whose product is annotated as neuropeptide Y receptor Y5. Gene Ontology annotation, molecular function: neuropeptide Y receptor activity; neuropeptide binding. Gene Ontology annotation, biological process: G protein-coupled receptor signaling pathway. Lineage: Eukaryota; Metazoa; Chordata; Lepidosauria; Squamata; Cordylidae. Gene Ontology annotation, cellular component: neuron projection; plasma membrane. The transcript is spliced from 4 exons. The coding region runs from base 1062 to 2402 and encodes 446 amino acids. The record is from RefSeq and is a predicted model, not a curated record.